CUUGUUUUCUCAGAGCUUUAGACUUUUGUAUCUAAAGGCUUAACAAAAUCAAUUUGAAACUGUUAAAUGUGAUUUGUUGCUGGUACACAGUAUGAACUCUGAGGUUUGUGCAAGAGUUGUGUGUCUAAUAUCCAACAUGCAAAUGUAUGUUUUUCUGAUAACACACAUUAUGAAAACACAAGGGUCGACUCAUAACACAGACGGGUGAUGCUCGUACAGCACAGGAAUACCUCACCUCUUGUAAGUAAUCUGCUCCAAAAUGUCCAAUGAAGAAUCGUACACAUUUUCCCAGAAAUAACAAUUCCAGACUGCCAUAAAUAUGAAGACAAAAAAUAUUUUAUAGAAUAAUUCUAGACUUACAAUGUGACAGGUUUUUGGUGGUUGAGUAAUUGCCCUAACAAAUACUGUAAUACAAGUGAUACUAAUACAGGUGUUGUCUUCCAAAAUCUGUCAGGUGAUGCUGGGUGUCAUGGCCGCUAAGAAGUUGGAUCUAUCUAAGCUGACAGACGAGGAGGUCAGUCAUGUGUGGAAGGUCGUUCAGCGUGACUUCCACCUUAGGAAAAAAGAGGAAGACAGGCUGGGGGAUCUUAAGUCCAAGAUUUGGAAAGAGGACUCAAAGCGAGAGUUGUUGUGUCGUCAGACGUGCUUGAGCGAGUCUUACUGCAUCCGCUGCAUCAAACCCUUCAAGUUCCUCGUUAACAGCAAGCGUCGCUGUCUGGACUGUCAGCUGUUCGUCUGCAAAGCCUGCAGUCGCUGGAAUAAACGACAGCGUGGCUUUGUAUGUGAUCCCUGUCACAUGACCAGGGUCCUAAAGAUUGGAACGCUGGAAUGGUACUAUGAGAACGUGCAGGCACGCUUUAAGCACUUCGGCAGCGCUAACGUGAUGCGCUGUCUUUUCAAGAGGCUGAGUGGAAAACACACAUGCUCUUCUGAUGAAGAUGAAAAACUUGGUGACUACGACACACAGAGCAACCCUGAACUUCACACAGCAGUUGGAUAUGAAGAUGCUGGCAUGGAUGUCAUUGAUUCUCAACACUACCAUCAGAUGAAAAAAAACAGACGACGUCUGACUGUUAAUCCCAUUGAUAUCGGUGACCUUUGUGACGUCAAAUCAACACAAUCUAAUCAGGAUCAAAGUACAAGUGAAGACUUCAACGUGGAUGUUGGCUCUGAUGGUGGAUUGCCUUCACAACAAGAAGAUGCUGUGUACUCAGACCAGCCAAGUGUUGCAUCUCGCUCCACGUCACGCCUCAGCUGCUCUACAUGUGGAAGUGCAGGAGUUCUUCAGAACAGAACUUUCUACACUUUGGGUCCUGAUGACUACGAGUGCGACUUUGAUCUCAGACAGUCCGAUGCCGUCUACUCGUCUCAAGAAUUUAAGCACACCUCCCAGGACAGCCUCAACGACCCCAACCCUCACCCACCACAGAUGAAUGAGAUGGUCAGGCGCAUGUCAGCUGUUGAGAUGCUUUUGAAUCGCUUGCAGGUCACCUUGACAUUCCAUCAGACCAGUGAAACUUCUCAGGUUCCAGACCGAGCUUCUUCUCCUCACGAGUGGGAAGAGGUGGAAAUGGAGGAGCAUCAACUUCGACAAAAACUGAAUGAGAUGACGGGCGACAUCAGCGACCGUAGUUUGAGUUGUGAUGAGGACGAGGCCAAGCUGCAAGAGGAGGCAGCAGCACAGGAACACACAACUCUCACAUCUUCAAGGAGCCGCAUUGUGGUCUCCAACACUCAGAAGGUGUUCUAUCGGGUUCAGGUCAGGACUCCGUGCAGGCCAGUCAAGUUCAUCCACACCAGACUCUGUCAUCCAUGUCUUUAUGGACCUUGCUUUGUGCACUGGUGCACAGUCAUGUUGGAAGAGGAAGGGGCCCGCUCCAAACUGUUCCCACAAGGUUGGGAGCAUGGAAUUGUCUAAAAUGUUUUGGUAUCCUGGAGCAUUCAAUGUUCCUUUCACUGGAAGUAAGGGGCCAAGCCCAACUCCUGAAAAACAACCCCACACCAUAAUUGCUCCUCCACCAAAUGUCACACCCAGCACAAUGCAGUCCGAAAUGUACCGUUCUCCUGGCAACCUCCAAACCCAGACUCGUUCAUCAGAUUGCCAGAUGAAAAAGCGUGAUUCAUCACUCUAGAGAACGCUUCUCCACUGCUCUACAGUUCAGUGGCGACGUGCUUUACACCACUGCAUCCGACAGACGCUUUGCAUUGGACUUGGUGAUGUAUGGCUUAGAUUCAGCUGCUCGGCCAUGGAAACCCACAUGAGGGUCACAUGAAGUUUGGAGCUCUGUAGCAACUGACUGUGCAGAAAGUCGGCGACCUCUCUGCACUAUGCGCUUUAGCAUCCGCUGACCCCUCUCUGUCAGUUUACGUGCCCUACCACUUCGUGGCUGAGUUGCUGUUGUUCCCAAACUCUUCCAUUUUCUUAUAAUAAAGCUGAAAGUUGACUUUGGAAUAUUUAGGAGCGAGGAAAUUUCACGACUGGAAUUGUUGCACAUGUGGUAUCCUAUGACAGUUCCACCCUGGAAAUCACUGAGCUCCUGAGAGCGGCCCAUUCUUUCACAAAUGUUUGUAAGAAAUGUCUCUAUGCCUAAGUGCUUGAUUUUAUACACCUGUGGCCGGGCCAAGUGAUUAGACACCUGAUUCUGAUCAUUUAAAUGGGUGGCCAAAUACUUUUGGCAAUAAAAAGUGAAAAACUUAUUAAUGAAUUACAUUUAAAAGGUAGCUUGACAUUUUUAUGGAAUAUACUAUGUAUUUACACAUAUCUACUAAAUAUGUCACUUUUGCAUUUGCAGUACAUUAACAAAU
This is a messenger RNA of Nerophis lumbriciformis (worm pipefish), 2805 nucleotides long. It is a transcript of the gene mlphb, whose product is annotated as melanophilin b. Gene Ontology annotation, molecular function: myosin binding; actin binding; small GTPase binding. Gene Ontology annotation, biological process: intracellular protein transport. The record is from RefSeq and is a predicted model, not a curated record. NCBI's taxonomy places the organism in Eukaryota, Metazoa, Chordata, Actinopteri, Syngnathiformes, Syngnathidae. Gene Ontology annotation, cellular component: cortical actin cytoskeleton.